AUGCCACUGUCAACGCCACAGCCAGGUGAAACAAUCCUCCUGAUGGAACAUUUGGAGAAAACACCAGUCAACAGCAAUCAGAUAAGAGAGUGGACCAAACGAGAUCCAGUUAUGUCAAAAGUCCUUCGUUUCACAAUGCAAGGUUGGCCAGAGUCCUAUGAUUCCACAACAUUUAAAUCUUACCACAACAAAAAGUUUGAGUUAAGUGUGGAGGAUGGCUGUUUGCUCUGGGGUACGAGAGUUAUUAUUCCACCCCCAGGGCGAUCAAAGAUCUUAACGGAGCUGCAUGAAGCACAUCCAGGGGUUUCCCGCAUGAAAGCCCUCACAAGAAGCUAUGUGUGGUGGCCUACUCUUGAUGAAGAUAUUGAGAGGGAAGUGAAGAAUUGCAAUCAGUGUCAACUGCAUCAUACAACUCCAGCUGCUGCACCACUUCAUCCAUGGGAGUGGCCAGGACAUCCCUGGACACGGCUUCAUAUUGAUUAUGCAGGACCAUUCAAAGGUGAAAUGUUUCUGGUAGUGGUUGAUGCAUAUUCUAAGUGGCUAGAAGUUCACCAGAUGACAUUCACUACGUCUACAGCAACCAUUGAGAAACUACGCGAGAUUUUUGCCACACAUGGGCUACCGACAACAGUUGUCAGUGACAAUGGAACAAAUUUCACGAGCAAUGAAUUUGAAGAAUUUAUGAAGCGAAAUGGUAUUAAACACAUUAAAGUUUCACCAUACCACCCAGCAUCAAAUGGGCAAGCAGAGCGUGCAGUGAGAAUUUUUAAAGAGGGCAUUGAGAAGAUGAAGGAAGGAAGUAUGAGAACAAAAUUAUCGCGAUUCCUUCUGAAAUACCGUAUUACACCCCAUACGACAACGGGUGUGCCGCCAGCGGAGCUGUUGAUGGGCAGACACCUGCGUACUCAGUUGGAUCUGAUACAGCCAAACCUUGGAGAUCGGGUGAGGGAAAAACAAUCACAGCAAAAGGCAGUACAUGACUAUCAUGCUAGAGAACGGAUUAUCAAAACCGGGAACCUAGUAUAUGCGAAAGAUUUCAGGAAACCUAAAAGUUGGAUGCCCGAGACGGCAGUGAAGAAGACAGGACCAGUGUCGGCAGAAGUACAGCUUGAUAAUUAUUCGGCGUCACCAAGAUCAUCUCCGCAUUCGCACUGA
Molecule: messenger RNA, 1155 nt
Organism: Paramuricea clavata
Lineage: Eukaryota; Metazoa; Cnidaria; Anthozoa; Malacalcyonacea; Plexauridae
Source: the annotation of a GenBank genome assembly